CGGCAGGAGGUGCAAAUGAGAGUUGCUAAAUCAAACUCCAUUCUUCACCAAGUGCCACAUAUUGUAAGAGGCUCCCUGUAAUAACAGUGUAGCAACACGGUGGUGCAUCAGCAUGGCCGCAGCUCUGAGCUGAAACUUUGAAAUGAAAUGAAAUGAAAUGAAAUGCAUAUAUACGACGGGCUUCUUUCAGUUUCCGUCUACCAAAUUCACUCACAAGGCUUUGGUCGGCCCGAGGCUAUAGUAGAAGAUACUUGCCCAAGGUGCCACGCAGUGGGAAUGAACCCGGAACCAUGUGGUUGGUAAGCAAGCUAUUUACCACACAGCCACUACAGCGCUUUAUCUUAAUUUUUUUUUUUCUUAUCUUUAUUGUUUGCUUCAUAGAAUAGGAAUUCCAAUUCUGAUUUUUUUUUUUCAAACGUUAUUCGUUUUUGACCUUCACUUCCGUGUGUGUGUUUUUUUCUUUCUUUCUAUUAUCUCUAUAUGGUAAUAAUAGCAACUCCAAAAUUCCGUCUUAAACUUUACUUAUAUUACAUAUUAUACAUUUUACUAUCGUUCGUGUAGCUUGAAAGUUUGGGAACUAUUUUCUUAUAGGUUGAGCGACCAUGCCUAAUGUAUUGUAUAUGCUUCCACGUUAGCUCUAAUGCUAGUUGUAUUUUCAUAUAUUCUUUAAUUCUAUUUCAUAACACAAAAUUUCAUCAAAUGAUAUAACCGGUAAUGUUUGCAUAUGGGGAUGUUUUUUGCUGAAUCACCGUUUCCGUGUAAAUCUAUUUCUUGAGUUGGUGUUUAUAAUCUGUUCAUCGAUGAAAAUAAAACCAAUCACAUGAGAAAUGAGUCUACCAUUGUUGACAAUACGGAUUCGAACUGAGACGGAGCAAGACAUGGAUUGGAUGGUUCGACCUGAUCUGAUGACGUUUAGACAAUCUUUGGAAGUGAUCGGUAACGUGUUACAGAAUAAAUCACUGACAGCAUUUGAUUUGACUUCAAGGGGAGAUACUCUCAGCAUAUGCACUCCUUCAGAUGUCAGAACAGGAAAAAUUCCAGCUCUUUUGUCCCACCUGCAAUAUCUUAUAAAUCUUAUUGUUUCUUUACAGUAUUUCAACAGCCUUAAAGAAGAAGAUUUGGUCCGUGGCCUUCUACCUCCUCUUAUUGUUUAUCCAAAAGUUUGCAAGUCUCCACAGCACCGGAAUAUUCAUGGUUUAACAAUAAACACGCGUCAGCUCCCUGUAUCUUUUAUCCGACUUAUGAAUGUACCAAAAAAGAAACGCUCUGCCCAAAAUAUCAAAGACAUUUUAGCAUGUGGAAACAUUGCAGAAGACGACCUGAAGGUGAUAGAGGUUAUUGGUCUUGGAAGCAGUGGGAAGGUUAACAGAGCCCUGCAUAUACCAACUCAGAAAAUAAUGGCUGUGAAAGUCAUUCAACUAGAUGUCACUCAGGAAACUCAGUCUGAAAUUAUUUCGGAGUUGGAAAUACUCUGUCAGUGCCAUUCACCUGCUAUUAUAGGAUUUUAUGGAGCAUUUUUUGUUGAGAACCGCAUCUCAAUUUGUACAGAAUUCAUGGAUGGUGGUUCCUUAGACAAAUAUGGAAAAGUGCCACAGUCAGUCCUCGGUAAAAUCACCUGUUUGGUCGUGCAAGGGUUGCAAUACCUGUGGAGUCUGAAAAUCUUACACAGAGACGUGAAACCGUCUAAUAUCCUCGUCAAUUCCAAAGGAGAAGUGAAGCUAUGUGAUUUUGGUGUAAGCACCCAGCUGGUGGAGUCAAUCGCCACAACCUAUGUGGGAACCAAUGCCUACAUGGCACCUGAACGUCUUCAGGCCAAGGAAUAUGGGAUGCCAGCAGAUGUUUGGAGUUUGGGGGUUACUUUAUUCGUGUUUGCCUCUGGAGAGUUUCCAUUUUCAUUGACACAUAGUCAUGUGGGUGAGGUGUUGAAAACAAUUGUGGAAAAACCUCCACCCAGAUUAUCUGAAGAACACUUCUCAGCAGAAUUAGUUCAUUACGUCACAAAAUGUAUGCAGACCCUGCCCCAGGACAGGUUACCAGCUGCAGACUUGUUGGUUCAUGCCUACACUCAAAAGCAUUGCAUGGACAGUUCCGACAUCAUAGCCAACUGGGUCCAGCAACAACAACGAUGAAUUGAAGAACUGUUGAACCAAAGAACCAAUUUGCUGAAGAACAACAAAUGAAUUAUUAAUGUUCUGCCUGUCCAGUGCAUUUCAUAAGUUUGCCCUAAACGUCCAUGUUUGUUGUCAAGCUUUUAGCUAGCCCUCGUUUCAUACGUUCUGAAUAAUAUAAACCUUUCCUUUCAUAAGUCAGUAGCAGCUAUUACAAUAUCCAGUGUGCAGCAAACUAAAUGUUAUCAACUGUAAUGGAUUAACCCAUUCAUUGCUGUAUUUAUUUUGAGAUGUUCUGUGUUUCUUUCAAUUAACUUUAAACAUAACAAAGAAUUUAGUAAAAUAACUUGGUUAUCAUUAAGCUAGUGUUAGAAGCAUUAAUUGUGACUAAGGUUUGGUGGAAGAUUUUAAUUCAAAUCUUAUGAAAACACAACAUUUGUACUCAGAGCCGGUUUCAGCCAGGUUGGUAACAAAAGGGUUAAUAUAUUGGCAGUGAGCAAGGGGACAAGUUGGCAGAAUUGUUAACAUGCUAGACAAAAUGCUUAACUCCAUUUCAUCCAUCCUUACCAAGGUCCACUUUGCCUUUCAGGUUUCAUAAAAUAAAUACCAGUUGCACACUGGAGACAGUGUUAUCUACUUAACACCACUCCCCCUGAUAUCGCUGGCUUUGUAUGUGAGUUUUUAUAUCUGAUGAAGCAGGGUUCAAACUAGUCACUCACUCAGCCAAAACCAGGUAAUAAAAAGGUGUCACACAUGACUGCUUUUCAGUUGUUUAUAAAGGUAUCUGCUUUGUUGUUAUUUGAUUAAAGCUAGCUUUUUUUCUUGUAACAUAGUGUAUAUAGAGUUACAGGAUCCAAUGCAUCCUUCUUUUUCUAAGGCACUAAAGUAUGAUUUAACUGCUCUUUCUAGCAGAUCAAGGGAACACAGAAGGGGUGGGGUGAAACUGAGUGUAUAUUUGAUUUUAAAGCACUCCGUUGGUACUUUAUUUUAUUGACCCCGAAAGGAUGAAAGGCUAAUUUUGAUCUUAGCAAGAUUUGAACUCAGAGCAUAAAAAGCAAUUUAAUGUGACACUUUGCUAAUUCUCUCAAACCACCAACAUUAUUAAGGGUUUCUGAUAUGGGCACAGCACCGCAAAUUCGAGGAGAGAGGGGCCACACUGAUUCUUGAUACUUGAACAAGAAGUAUCUAAAGUUAAUUUUUCAUCAACAAAAAGGUCAGAAGUUCUUUCCUUUCACCAUUGUGGCCGAGAUCGACUUUACCUUUUGUCUUUUUAGGGUUGAUGAAAUAAGUACCAGCGGAGUACUGAGGUCAAUGUUAUUUACUAUCCCACCUCCCUUAAAUUUCAGGCCUUAUGCCUAUAAUAAAAAGGAUUAUUAUAAGCAUGGUACAUUGGCAGAAUCAUUAGAGCAUCAGGCAAAACGUUUUGCAGUAUUUUUUCCA
Messenger RNA from Octopus bimaculoides (California two-spot octopus), 3548 nucleotides. Its product is annotated as dual specificity mitogen-activated protein kinase kinase 5. The record is from RefSeq and is a predicted model, not a curated record. Gene Ontology annotation, biological process: MAPK cascade; protein phosphorylation. Gene Ontology annotation, molecular function: protein binding; ATP binding; MAP kinase kinase activity. NCBI's taxonomy places the organism in Eukaryota, Metazoa, Mollusca, Cephalopoda, Octopoda, Octopodidae.